This is a messenger RNA of Durusdinium trenchii, 1062 nucleotides long. Lineage: Eukaryota; Dinophyceae; Suessiales; Symbiodiniaceae. The record is from the annotation of a GenBank genome assembly.
AUGGUGACCAUUUGCUCUUUGGCCGGAGAGUGUUUGGCGACGUUUGGUGCGGAUGUGAUAGAAAACGUUCCAGUGAAGUGGUUGAAAGAGCACAGUUCUGAACAAGUGGGCGCCUCGCGCUUCCGACAGCAAUGGCUUACUGAAGACGGCCGUGAGUUAAACGAUGAGGCUGUACUUUCAGUUGCACAUGUGCAGCUGGUUGUUUUGAAUUUUCUUCCAUGUGAGCAGCAUGGCAAUCGGUUGAUUGCCGCAACUGGCAUUGACUCGACCGAGCUAGAAGAGCUUUUGUGCCAGUCCUUGCAGGAACGUAGAAGUCCAGUAGCCAAAGAUCGUCAUGGGAAGACGGCGCUACUCAUCGCAUUGAAACAGGGUCAUCGCAAUUGUGCGGCUUUGCUGCUGAAAGCCAUUGCAAAGGAGUUUAGGGGCAUCAAGCUUGACGAUGUCGUCACGCAAUUUGGGGAAACAGCUUUACACUUGGCAUGCCAUGAAGGAUAUUUGGAUUUGGUUCAGAUCUUGCUUCAUGUUGGCGCUGAUCCAGUAGCCAAAGAUAGUGAUGGGAACACGGCGCUACUCGUUGCCUUGAAGCGGGGCCAUCAGAAGUGCGUGACUUUGCUUCUGAAAGCAGCUGCAAAGGAGAAUUGGGGCAUCAAGCCUGAUGAUGCGCUGCAUUUGGCAUGCCAGAAUGGCUAUUCGGAUAUGGUGCAAACCUUGCUUGAUGUUGGUGCUGAUCUAGGAGCCAAAGAUAGUGAUGGGAACACAGCGCUACUCGUUGCCUUGAAGCGGGGCCAUGGCAAUUGUGUCAUAUUGCUACUGAGGGCCAUUGCAAGCGAGUUCUGGGGCAUCAAGCCUGAUGAUGUUGCUUUGCACAUGGCUGCUUGGAGUGGCCAUUUGGAGGUGGUAAGAUUGCUCCUCGAGUGUGGUGCCAACACAGAUCAGGUCGAAGGCGGUGGGAAGACGGCAGCACAGUUGGCCGCACUGCAUGGGCAUGCCAAGGUGCUGCGACUCUUGGACCAAGCGAAGCCUGACUUGGAGCAGCCAACGAAGCGCCGGAGGGAGCAGUAA